UUUGUCAUGUCGCAAGAUGACGGCUGGUGGUCGUGGCAGUGGCGCCAGUGGCAGCACGGCGCAACCCAAGCAGCUGAAGCAGGCACAGCAGAAGCAGCAGCAGGGGAGCAGGCGAGGGAGGAGGGGCAGACAAGAGCAAGGAGGGGUUGCAACGUGCGCAGACGCCGGGACACCAGAAGCAAAAGACACGGCCGAAGUAGAGGAGGCAGCAGCAAAGGAUCAGGCAGCAGCAAAGGAUCAGCCCAUCUCGGAGCAGGCGAUGAAGCGCAGCAAACUGGACAGCGCGGCGGUGACGGCGGUGACGGCGGUGACGGCAUCCUCAGCCGCAGGCGAGGCUUCCUCGUCAGCGAUAGCAUCGUCCCAAGCUCCGAGUGCAGAUCAGACUACCGCCACCGCCGCUUCCAACACGUCAGAAUCAGAAGCUGGAUCUCACACGCCCACCACUGCCAAACGGCGACGCAGCGCGCCAAAGCGCCAGCGGAAGCAGCCACGCAAGACGAGCAGCUCCACCGCAGCCAGCAAGGAGCCCAACAAGGAGCUUGCGGGGGACGGCAGCAAGGUUGGCGCCGACAGCGAAGCUGUGGGCGAUUCCACGAACCAAGCAGCGUCUACUUCUGAAGCGACGCAGGAUGGCGCCAAACAAGGAGAUCAGGCAGAUCAGGCAGAUGAAGCAGAUGAGGCCGCCAAAGCAGAGGAGAAGCUGUACUUGCAAGCGGGCGUCUAUUCGUACACCUUUAAGCGUGCUAAUCCGCCUCCACUCAGGCCAGAGCGCACCAACUUCAAAGGCCGCGAUGACUACGUGUGCAGGGGACUGCCACUCCCCAUCUACAAUGGCCUCAACCUCCUCUGCCAGCCGGAGCCGUUUCGGCUUCCCGCGUCGUAUGUGCAAGCGAGCCGGCAAGGGACGCUGGCAAUUACGGAGGAGGCCUGUGCACCCUUUCGCAAGAUCCGCGUCAAUGUCUUUGUUGACAAGGAAACAGAGCAGUUUAUGGCAAAGCACCGGCAAGAAGUGAGCAGAUGCGAAUGCAUUCCACCCCCUGAUGGCGGCCCAGGCUGCACGCACGAUUGCCUCAACAGACUCAUGUAUUCCGAGUGCGGGCCAGACUGCCCCUGUGGACGGCAGUGCACAAACAAGCGGUUCCAGCAGCGCGCGUGGUGCACAGCCAUUAAACGUGCACCGACUCCAGGAAAAGGAUACGGCGUCUUCGCAACGGCAUACAUCCCAAAGGGCACGUUUGUUAUUGAGUACACGGGAGAGAUUAUGACGAGCAGCGCAUUUACGCAACGCGCAAACACCCUCUACAGGGCGCGGAAACACUUCCACUGCCUGAACCUUGACCGAGGCCUUGUGAUUGACGCUGGGCAGGCUGGUAGCGAGGCGCGCUUCAUCAACCACAGCUGCGACCCCAACUGCCACAUCGAGAAGUGGAACGUCAACGGCCACUGGCGUGCGGGCGUGUUUGCGUCGCGCGACAUCAAGGGCGACGAGGAGCUCAGCUACGACUACAACUUCCACAACUUCAACGAGAAGCUGGUGUGCCGGUGCGGCGCCGCCAACUGCCGGGGAGAAAUCCGGCCGCGAACUUCAAAUGAAACACUCGCAGCGCGAACACGCGCGCACACACACGCACACCUGUCACGCAAGCAGCGGAUUCAGAAGAGCACAGAGGGCGCUGAGCUGUUCAACGACUUCUUGUGGCGCAGGGUGAAGGGGGAGGACAUGUGUGCCGAGUUUUCGCCGCUGCUCAAGAAGACGCAGCGCAUCGCCCGCGACCGCCGCGUGUUUCUCCUUAGAAACUUCAACCUGCUUCAGCAGGCGCACACCAUGCGUUCGAUGGAGGGAGACAUCAAGGCCGCCGUGAGCGAACGACGAAACGAAUUCAUCUCUGCGUUUCAGGCGAAAUUCCGACAGCUGCGCGGCGCCAGCGCUGGCGGGAGCGUCCGCAGUACAGCGGCGCGGAAAACGACGGGCAUCAGCGAAGAGUGGCAGCUGGACAUACGCGCACACAUGGCUGUUGUUCUGGACAGCUUUCUGAAGGAAGUUAUGAACCAUCGUGACCCCAAGUCUGGCCGGAAACUUGCGCAACCGUUUGUCAACUUGCCCGCGCCACACCGCUACCCGCGAUACUACAAGGUGGUGUCCCGCCCCAUCUGCUUGUCGUCCAUCCAGCACGACGUCAGAUCCGGCGCCUACGGAUCGCCGGCGCCGUUCAUUGCGGACAUUUCACUCGUUUGGAAAAACGCGAAACUCGUCAGCCAGCCAGGCUCUGAGCGACACACGUGUGCAUUGAAGAUGGAGGAGUAUUCUCUGCUGCGUUGGAAACAGCACUACUACGAUGCAGUCAAGGCUGCGCGGCGCGAUGCGAUUGGGACCAACACCGCCCACUACCAGACGAUCCUUGCGCGAAUGCUUCCUGAUGACGAAAUUACCAGAUGCGUGUGCCGCGUGCACACGGAGGAAGGACAGAUGCUGCAGUGCUCCCAGUGCAAAACGUGGCAACACGUACACUGCCUCCGCCUUGAUCCAGACAACCUUCCUGACGACCAUCACUGCCCAAGGUGCAGUGGUGCUCCUGUAGACAUUAACAUCGAACUGGAAACCGAAGUGCAGAAACUGCAAUCACUCGUGCAAGCGCCGCCAAGCGACACUGGCGUAGAUGCCGACGUGAAGCAGCAGCAGGCUAAGAUCGACAGCGCACAGCAGCGAGUCCAGACCCUGCGACAACAGGAAUUGGAGCUGAAGACGCGCGUGCGCGCUGCGAAGCAGAACCGAAACAAACUUUCAAAGGAGCUCACUGCACUUGAGCGCGCGUCCUCCUCCUCAUCGACACCAACACGUCGCAGAUCACGCGGGCGGCGGCGGCGGUCCAGUGCACAGAAUGGUGGUGAAGAAGAUGGUGGUGGUGGUCAGAGCUGUGACGGUGACACGAGCAGUGACGUUGGUGAAGCUGGCGGUUCGAGCAGGAGCCAAAGCGUGCAGCAGCACCACCAAGUGUACCAAGAACAGCCACAGCAAACGCAACCACAACAACAAUUGCAACGGGGACAGCCACAGCCACAGUCACAGGAGCAACAACAGCAAGAGCAAGUACAACAGCAGCAGCAAGAACAAGAGAGACGACGCGCGUGCGAGUCUGCAUUGACGCUGGCGGAGGUUGAGCUGUCAACACUCGUGCUGGCGCUGUCUGGCGCGCGCAAAGACAUGCGGGCAGCGGAGGCGGGGGAGCGAGCGGCGAGAGCAAGACUGGAUGCGCUUCUAUUUGAGAAGAGCACAGCAACAGCCGUCUUCUACAGAUCACUGGAAACGAGUGCUGGGCAUCUGCAUCUCGGCGCGUUUGUGUAUGUGCAGCGAUCUGCCCUCGUCGGCGACGAGCAGCCGCCAAUUUCAAAACCAGCAAUCGUCCAAAUCACAAUGUUGACGAGGGACGUGCGUACGGCUUCAGUUUCCGUCUUUGGGCAGCUGUUCUUCUACCCCGCAGAGACAUUCGUCCACCACACCCAGCGCUUUUACGCCAACGAGGUUGCGUUUACAUCGACGACUGUUGAGUUUGCGCCGGACGAUAUUGCUGGCAACUGUUUCGUCAUGACACCAAAGGAAUACGUGCACAUGCGACCGCUGUGUGUUGCGGCAGAUGAUGUGUAUGUGUGCGAGUACCGAUACGCACCGGAAACGCGCUCGUGGGCGUCCAUCAAGACCUUCGAUGCGUUUCCGCUUCCCCUUAAUCGCACCUUCUUUCGGAUUUUACCGGAGAAGAACGACAUUCAGCGCUCGCUGACAGUGGAUGGCAAGCAGGCCUCGUCGCAGGGAAGCAGGCGAAAGAGUGUCAAGGCGGAUGGCAUGUCGCUGGGCGGCGACUUGUAUGUGACGUUCAUCACACGCGAGGAAGGCGACACGCGCUGGCCACCGUUUGAACGAGAGCUCCAACUCCAACGACACGGUGCGAGUGCGAGCGCACGUGCCGCCACACCUGAGCCGCGCCCACCGCUGAUGGUGAUUGUGGAGGAUUUGCGGGAAAAGCUGAAGGACCGCGCAAUCAAGAGUGUGCCGCGCUCGAGCGUGCCCGAGGUCAUUGAUGCCUCGUACCUCCUCGCAGAUACCAAGCGCGCCCAGCGGUUCCUCGCUCGCACAACACCAACAAUAGCAACAGCAGCAACAACGCCAACAACAGCGAAGACAAGACCCGCCUUGCCGCCACCUGCGUCAGCACCCUGA
Molecule: messenger RNA, 4213 nt
Organism: Salpingoeca rosetta
Lineage: Eukaryota; Choanoflagellata; Craspedida; Salpingoecidae
Exons: 33
Coding region: 17-4213 (1398 amino acids)
Cellular component (GO): nucleus
Molecular function (GO): protein binding; histone methyltransferase activity; chromatin binding
Source: RefSeq, a predicted model, not a curated record